Molecule: messenger RNA, 2586 nt
Organism: Diaporthe batatas
Lineage: Eukaryota; Fungi; Ascomycota; Sordariomycetes; Diaporthales; Diaporthaceae
Exons: 3
Coding region: 1-2586 (861 amino acids)
Source: RefSeq, a predicted model, not a curated record
AUGGUAGUAGUAAGAAAGGAGGAACCAUGUGCCCGUAUUACAUACACAUGCAUGUACUUGCAACCCGACCGGGGAGGGGGGGAAGGCAAUAAAGGACCGAGUCGCGUGCCCGGCCGUCCUUUUGUUUUUGUUUUGUCCUGGCCUCAUAUCGUGCAGCACUCCAGCACCACCACCAGCAUCAGCAGGGCCCGGAUCACCAUGGCGCCGAGCCCCGUCGUCGAGCCCUCGUGGCAUGGGAAAUUUGGGUUUGGGUUUGGUCAUGGGUAUGGGGAGAAAGCGCAGGGCGACGGCGGGGAGGCAGUAAUCCAUGCCAAGCUUCGGCAGCUAUUUCUAGCGAUGCAGCACAUGCACAUGCACAUGCAUAUACCAGCCCUGGCCCUCGCCCUCGCCCUCGCCCUCGUCGUCUCUGGCCUCUGUGCGCUCGGCCUCGUAGCAUGCAUCCGGCGACAACGCACCUCGCCCUCAUCCACCGGUACCUGGACGCUGUCGAAGAACAGCCCCCAAAGUAGUAGUGGCAAAGGAAACCCGGCCGGCCCGGACUGCCUCGGCACAACCACCGUCACAGUCCCAGCAGCCAAAUUAGAGUCAGAUCUAGAAAUGGCCAGGCAGGACAGGGAAAAGGACAAGAAGGAAGAGGAGGGCCGGAACCCGCUCCGGCCCCGGCCCCGCACGCCGACGCCGCACACGGGCCCGUCGGCCACCGUCCACCUCGCCCAGGGCCAUUACACGGGCGUGGUCCUGCCGCCCAGCUCCGGCGUGCCGCGUGCCGUCGAGGCGUGGCGCGGCAUCCCCUUCGCGCAGACCACCGCCGGUGAGAACCGCUUCCGGCCCCCCGUCCCGCUGGACCUGUCCGCCUCGUCCGCCGCCACGCCCUUCGACGCCAGCACCUUUGGCCCCGUGUGCCCCGGCCCGGCCGCCCGCAUCCCGGGCAUGGUCGCCGGCGAGGACUGCCUCAACCUCAACGUCUACCGGCCCGCGUCGGCGCACGAGCAUGGCGGGCCCAGGAUGCCUGUCGUCGUCUACGUCCACGGCGGCGCCUUCAACGGCGGCCUGGGCACCGAGCGCGACAUGAGCAGCUUCGUGGGCUGGUCCCGGACGCCCAUCGUCGGCGUCAACUUCAACUACCGCGUCGGCGCCCUGGGCUUCCCGAGCUCGACGGUUGCGGAGCGCGAGGGCGCCCUGAACCUGGGGCUGAGGGACCAGAGGCUGCUGUUUGAGUGGGUCAGGCAGAACAUCGGCCAGUUUGGCGGUGAUGAGUCGCGUGUCACCCUCAUGGGGAUGAGUGCCGGGGCGCACUCGAUCGGCUACCAUCUGCAGUCGUAUACCGACGCCGACGACGCCCCCUUCCACGGCGCCAUCAUGGAGUCGGGCGGUGCCACCGCGCGCGCCACACUCGCCUCGUCUCACCCACGGACCGAGCAGCAGUUCGGCGAGUUCCUCCUCGCAGCGGGCAUCGAGCCCAGCCAGACGCGUGCCGACCACGUCUUCCCCAUCCUGCGCUCGCUGCCGCUCGAGACGAUCCUCUACGCGUCGAGCACCGUCUUCUCGCGCUACCAAGACCCCAUCCGGUGGCCCUUCCAGCCCGUCAUCGAGUCCCUCCCGUCGCACGACGGCAGGGGCGGCGGCGAUGGCGGCGAUGGCGACAAUGGCGACGUGAUCGUGGACCUGCCCAUCAACCGCUUCCGCCGCGGGAGGCACCUCAGGAUCCCCGUGCUGGCCGGCUUCAACACCAACGAGGGCACCGUCUUUGCCUCGCCCGCCGUCGAUGAGGGCGACGACCUCCUCGCCAAGUUCGCCGCCAUGAUCCCCGGCCUCAGCGCCGCCGACUUUGCCGCCCUCGCCAGCCUCUACCCGGACCCCGUCACGGACCCCUCGAGCCCGUAUGCCAUUGUGCCGCCCGGCUUCGGCCGCCAGUGGGCGCGCUACGAGGCCGCCUACUCUCACUAUGCGUAUAUAUGCCCCGUCCUGCAGACUGGCCACUUCCACAGUGAGCAUCAUGACAGCAGCAGCGGGUGCAGUGACGACUAUCCCGUGUGGAUUUACCACUUCGCGGCCCUGUCCCGCCCAGACUUUGGCGGCAAGGCCAACCACGUCGACGAGGCCGCCCUGGUCGCGCACGACAUGGCCGCCAUCGGCAACUUCCCCGGCCUGGUCCGGACCGCGGACGCCAUGCACGGCGCGUGGACCCGCUUCAUCGCCACGGGGGACCCGAACCCCGCGCACAUCGACGCAGAGGGCACCACCCCUUCACCCCCAUCCCACCACUCGUCCUCGACCUCGUCCUCGACCCCGUUCUGGCCGCGCUUCAGCAGCCCCUUUAUAGGUGAUACCGCCCGGGCCCCCGCCCGGCUGCGGCGCAAGCGGCGUCACGAAGGCGGGGAGGACUCUGGGCGCAUCAUGAUGUUUGGCCUGGGCAACGACGAGCGGAUGGGCGAUGCCGGCAGGGGCACGCCCGGUGUGCCCGCGACUGUGGUCAGGAUGACCGAGGGCGAGGUCGAGAAGUGUCGGUUCUGGUGGGAGCGGGUCGAGCUGAGCGAGGGCAUGGGCCGCAGGCUGGGGAGGGCUGCUGAGAGGUCGAGGCUGUAG